AUGCUGUCUGACGAAGAGGAGUGCAUCAAGGUCAUCGUAGUUGGCGAUGGCAAUGUUGGCAAGACGUGUAUGCUGCGCCGCUUUGUGAGGGGCGACUUUGUCGACCAGUACCGCAAGACCAUCGGCGCCGAGUUUAUGGAAAAGGAUGUGUUCCUGCGGUCCUCCAACACGACGGUGAAGCUCAUGCUUUGGGACACCGCAGGACAGGAAGUGUUUAACGCGCUCACGCAAGCCUACUACCGCGGUGCUGGUGCCGCCAUCCUCAUGUUUAGCACCGUCGAUCGCGACAGCUUCAUGAACAUAGCGGGGUGGAAGCAACGGGUCGAGUCCGUCUGUGACCCUAUUACGAUGGUCUUGUGCCAGACAAAGUUCGACCUCUCUCACGAGGCUGUCAUUACGAAUACGGAGGCGGAGAAGCUAGCCAACCAGCUCGAGCUGCCGCUUUUCCGCGUCUCCACCAAGGACGACUUUAAUGUGACGCAACUGUUCGAGUUCACGGCGCAGCUGUGUGUCGAAAACUCGGCGCAGGAUGAGGAGAAAGGGGAGGACAUGCCGAAAAGUAAUCGCUUAGAUGGCGGAGAGAAAGCGGCGGGAGGGACGUCCGCCGCGGCGGCUUCGAUGACCUCGGAUGAACCGCAUGAUGGCACCCAUGUGCCUGCCGCACAAGCGCCUAGCGCGGCAGCCGCGUCCUCAUCUCCACCAGCGGCAGGAAAUUCGAGUUGGAGCGGCGAUGGCGUCAAAGACGCUUCCAGAGAGUUGGCCAAGUCAAAUAACGGGGGCAGAAACGGAAAGGGGAAGGCGUCGUCUAGCACGAAGAAAAAUGUGACGCUGAAGGAGCAACACGGGCAGGGACAUCACAAGAAAAAGCAAUUCAAGUGCUCCCUCUGCUAG
Messenger RNA from Leishmania mexicana MHOM/GT/2001/U1103, 891 nucleotides. Its product is annotated as putative small G-protein. The record is from RefSeq and is a predicted model, not a curated record. Gene Ontology annotation, molecular function: GTP binding; GTPase activity. The transcript has a single exon. Lineage: Eukaryota; Euglenozoa; Kinetoplastea; Trypanosomatida; Trypanosomatidae. Bases 1 to 891 code for a protein of 296 amino acids.